AUGAAACUUUGCACUUCUAAUAAUUCUACUCUACAAGUAAAUAUAAAACAGGAAGAUAUAGUGGGAAGUACUUCAGACUACAGAGGAACAGCGUGCAGGUGAAGGCCAAGAUAUGAAAGGAAAAUACUUCUUCUAGCUCUCCUUACUCUAGCUCGCUCCAAAAGUCAAAGUAGGCAUUUGUGGUGAUAAGACACGUAGCUAAAUGAAUUGACCGCGAAAAAAGCUUGACCUAUGAAGUAGGCUGACGUUACAGUGAUUGUGGACAACUCAAGUUGCUGUAGCUGUUACUAAUGAGGACAUGUAAUAACGUUCCUAUUAGAGCUUGUGCAAGAGCUAGCUACGCGUUGUGUGGACCGUUCAAUUUGAAUAUUUUUAGUAGUAUUUCUAUUAAGAAGAAUUUGUUUUCACUAAGCUUAUUUUAAUGAGUUAAGUUUUACGUUUUCUCGAAUUCUAAUUUUUAACAUUGCUUGCUAUAGCUAUGGGGAUACGCUUUAGCUUGGUUUAACGCUAAAGCCAUUCUUGAAGAAGUUGCCUGAUUACAAAUUAAGGCGCAUUCUAAUUUUAGGUUUGAAUUAAAAGCAACAAGAGGAAGACUAUUAUCUAUUCUAAUAUUUAUCUGCACAUAUUCACGUCCUAUGUCCAUUUGCCUGAAAUCCUCUUUCAAGUCAUGUCAACAGAAUAAUAUACCCAAGGUUUUUAACCCAACAAAGAUUUUCUUUUCACAUUUUGUGCAUUAUGUUAUUAACGUUAAGGCGGAAAAGCUUGAGAGGUUUUAUGUGGAAGUAAUGUUUCCAUUUGGCUCGCGUUCACCUUUAUCUCAGUUCCAAACAAAGCUUCGUCUCUGGUUUCGACGGGAAAAUUUCAUGAACUUCCAUAACAUCAAAAAAGUCAAGCUCAAAAGAAAUGUUGAAAAAAAGACAUAAUAAAAAGGUUUAAAUAAUACGUUAAGUUACACGAGAGGUUCAGCACGGUGACUUUAAUCUGCGAAAGUCCUUAUCCAUGCCAAGUUUAACGCUUUAAACCCUAAGAUCGAAAUUAAAAUUCUCCUUUGCCGCCCCUAUUCAUUUCUGAUUUACUAUAGGAGUAGUGGGGAGAAGUUGAUAAAAUAUCAAGCAAAUUCAUCUUGUGUGAUCAUGUCCGUAAUUCUCAUAACCACUCUGUUUUACAAAGCAUUCCUAUUACAAGGAGAAAUUUGAUGCUGAUAACUCUUAGGGUUUAAAGGGUUAAGGAUGGAUUGACUCCUUACAGUCGACUGUUUCAUCAAGCGAUUGCUGAUGACGGUGAAGACAAUGAUGAUGAUUGUAGUUCUGAUAAUGAUGAUGAUUAUGAUGAUGAUGAUGAUGGUAAUGACGACAACGAUAAUGAUGGUGAUGAAGAUGGUGAUAAUGAUGACAACAAUGAUGAUGAUACUUGUGAUGAUGGUAGUGAUGAUGGUGGUGGUGGUGUUAGUGGCGAUGAUGAUGAUCAUGAUGAUGACAAUGAUAAUGAUGAU
Messenger RNA from Porites evermanni, 1492 nucleotides. Lineage: Eukaryota; Metazoa; Cnidaria; Anthozoa; Scleractinia; Poritidae. The record is from the annotation of a GenBank genome assembly.